Messenger RNA from Durusdinium trenchii, 972 nucleotides. The record is from the annotation of a GenBank genome assembly. Lineage: Eukaryota; Dinophyceae; Suessiales; Symbiodiniaceae.
AUGGAAGAUGUCUCUUUGUUUCUGGUGGAUGUCCUGCCAUUGUUCCAGUGGAGAUACUCAACAGACCCUCGGCGCUUGGCGAGGGCCAUCUUGCAGGUGGUGGAAGCCCUUUGUGAAGGGCCGGUAGCGGUGAUGCGAGCGCAGGCCCGGAUCCGGGGUCGCAAGAUGGACCGACUGCCCUGCGAAGAUGUUUUGAUGCCGGCAUUUCAAAGCUUCCUGAAAUCACAUCCCCGGGUCUCCAAAAAUGCGCUGCAACCCAAGAGUAUCGCUCUUGAAAUUUAUGACGGGCGCUUGUCCUUCAAGGAGUUCUUGCAGAGCUUGAGCCAUGUGGAUCGCAAGAAGAAGACCAUUCGUCAGGAGGGUCUUCUACUUCGCUACCUGUCGCAGGUUCACAAGACCUUGAAGCACAACAUCCCCGAUGAGUUCAAAUACGAAGAGGUCCUCGACAUCGAGGCAUACUUGUUGGCCAUUAUCAACAGCACCGAUUCCAGCCUUCUUCGUGAGUGGGAAGCCUUGAAAGCUUUGGAAGGCGUUGACUUCAAGGAGAGUGCUUCCGCCGUGACCUUGGCUGAGAAGGUCAUCAAGUCCACGCUGUCGGGUGCCCCCGCCGGGACACCCCCCGAGUCUGAACUCGAGCUCCGUGCUUUGCGCUCGCGAGCACGAGUCGAAGCGCAGCGCUUCGCGCUCUUUCUGGCCAUGGGCUGGUGGGAGGAGGCUGCCUCAUGCCUCCAAAACCUGGAUGCCGCCACCAUCCGUGCGCAGAGCAUCCAGGGAGGCCGAAGGCCCUUGACCAAACGAGCGCAGGCGAACAUUCAGGUUGAGCUCGAGGAUUUGGAGGAUGGCUUCCAAGUUUUUGGUGAGAUCCUGGACGAGUCCAAGGAUCAGAACCUCCCAUGGCUGGAAUUUGAGGCCAAAGUGCCUUGGCCAUCCAAUAGCUUUGAGCCACUGUUGUAUUUGGAGAGCAUCGACUGA